AUGGAUAAAUACCAGGCAUAUUACGAACUCUAUGAUACAAACAAUCAAAAACAGGAACAUAAAUUAAGUGGUAAAACAAUUUUGGCGAUUCCAAAACGUGGAAAAGAUAAAGAAAUAAAUGAUGUUGCAAAAAUGAUAAUAAAAGAAGUUAAAGCAUCAUCAGAAGAUGAUUCAGAAUCAUUAUUUGGAGAAGAUAUCUUUUAUUCGAUUCCAUUUGGUGUUAAAACAGAAAAGGAACUUAUAGAGCAAAUGAAAGUUGAACCUGAGAAAAAUCAAACAAAUUCUGAAGAACAAGAAGAUAAUAAGAAAGAAGAAAAAGGAGGCCUUGGCACUGGUGCAAUUGUUGGAAUAGUAAUUGGAGUUGUUGCUGCUAUUGCUAUUAUCUGUAUUCUGGUUUGGUUCUUUGUCUUGAGGAAGAAAUCAGAUAAUAACGAAUCCAGUUCAGCAAGUAAUUAA
Messenger RNA from Trichomonas vaginalis G3, 456 nucleotides. RefSeq names its product glycoprotein 38 family. NCBI's taxonomy places the organism in Eukaryota, Parabasalia, Trichomonadida, Trichomonadidae. The transcript has a single exon. The record is from RefSeq and is a predicted model, not a curated record. The coding region runs from base 1 to 456 and encodes 151 amino acids.